Molecule: messenger RNA, 1269 nt
Organism: Drosophila albomicans
Lineage: Eukaryota; Metazoa; Arthropoda; Insecta; Diptera; Drosophilidae
Product: collagen alpha-1(III) chain
Exons: 3
Coding region: 19-1269 (416 amino acids)
Source: RefSeq, a predicted model, not a curated record
GCCAUAUGCUCUUUCACCAUGAAACCGAUCAUAGCGAUCAUUUGCUUUGGUUUAACCAUUGUUAGCCAUGUGGACUGCGGGAACGGAAAGAAGGGCGAGGAAACUGGAAGAUUUGUGGCAACUAUACAAUCGCCAAUUCCAGCACCAGCUCCAGCUCCACCAAGUGUAGUUUACAAAUUGCCAUCGCCAUAUCCAUAUCCUCAUCACCCGCCGCCUCCACCUCCACCCCAACAAUGCUUUUGCCCGCCGGCUCCGCCAGGUCCACCAGGACCUCCAGGUCCGCCAGGUCCAACUGGACCGUCGGGCAAGCCGGGACAUCCCGGGCACAAAGGUGAUAAGGGCGACAAGGGAGAUAGAGGCCACUUUGGACCACCAGGAUUGCCUGGUCAUGUGGGUCCGGUAGGGCCGCCUGGACCUCCUGGACAUCAUGGUCACAAAGGACCUUGGCCUAUGCCUCCACCACCUAUUUAUCCACAGCCACCGCCAAUAAUAAUACCAGUUCCUGUGCCAUCAACCAAGAAGGGACAUCAUCAUAAGGGUCAUAAGGGAGGUUCUGGAAGUCCUGGAUAUCCAGGAUACCCAGGACAACCAGGUUAUCCGGGCUAUCCAGGAUAUCCUGGCUACCCAGGAAAUAACAAUCCAGGAUAUCCACCGCAACCAGGUCCCCCACAUCAUCCCCAUUAUCCACAUCAUCCUCACUAUCCACAUCAUCCAGACCAUCAUCACCAUCCAGGACAUCACCAUCCGGGCCACCACCAUCCAGGACAUCAUCACCCACCAGGAUAUCAUCACCCACCAGGACAUCAUAACCCUCCAGGAAACACUAACUCUCCAGGACAACACGAUAUUCCAUAUAGAGCUGACCAUUUUAGUGAAUAUUAUGCUCAGCAAGACCAUAAACGGGAUGAGAUGGGACACUCCGAUGAACUUGACAAUAAUGCUUACAGUGAACAAAAUAUGCUCGACCAUAACGAAGUAACUGGUCCCAUGAUGUCUUAUAUAACCGAAACUGUAUUUGACGAGAAUGAGUUGGGAGAUAAUUUGUCCGAAAAUGAGAACUCAAGUAACGAAGAUAACUCGGAGACAAGCAAUGCAGUUGACAGCGAUAACAGUGUUGAGGAUCAAACAUCCAUGUCGGAAACAAAUGAAGACAACAUGUAUGAAGAUAAUAUUGUUGAGGGACGUAGCAGCAAAAAGCCUAUUAUUUUGGCAAUAAGCACUCAACAUCAUCCAUUUCAUAUAUAUUCCUUAAAGAAGAACCAAAAAUAA